AUGUCCGCACCGUCUCCGACGACGCUCUCGCGCUCAUCCUCCUUUGCUCCCGGCUCUCACCGCCGCAGCCAUCCGAACCUGCAACAUCUCUCGCUCGCGCCCCUGACGCCGAAAUACCCGAUCGACCCGGCAGACUACUCUGCGUACUUCGACCCGUCAACGUCGGAACUCCACACCUCGGCCUCGAUCUCGCAUGUCGCGUCGCUGCCAUCGCCGGGCGGCAUCUUGUCGAGGAGCGGCAGCGCGGCAAACUCCCGCGUGCAAUCGAGAGCGAAUUCGCGCACGCGGCUGAAUAACAGGAAGAAGAAUAAAUCCUUUGUGACGAUUCAAGCGCCGCUUCCACUGACUGAGGGGACGGUUGGGAAUCUUACUGCCGCCGCUGCCGCCCCGUACGGCGCGUUGACGAGCGAAGGACUGGGCCACAAGUCCAUCUCCGUGGAGGAGAAGGAGAGACGACUUUCGUCUCUCUCCUCGCACCCGACGCAGUCCGCCUCGAAUUAUACGGGCCAUCAUCCGCUGCACAAGUCUGAUUCCUCGUGGCUCAUCCAGACCGGCCUCACACUCACCGAAGGGUCGCGGGAAUCAAAGGGUCAGAGCUGGAUAUCCAAGCGCGACAGCUCGACCUCUCUAGCUACGCCGCUUGAGGAGCGGCCUUCUAUGGCCAUGACAGGCAUGCGCUCCGGACGAAAUACACCAGGCAACCUGAGCAGGCGCGGCAGUUUCCAAGAGAAACGCCGCAGUCGGAGAUCAUUGGCCAUGACGCCCACGGUCCCUUCUACGACGCCAAUGCUGGAAAUGGAUGCACCCCCUGAUUGGGCGGACGAACAGUCUCAGGCAGAAAUUGCGGCGCAGUAUCACGAGGACUUUGGCGAUGAUUUUUCCGACGACGACGCCGACGACGACCCGUAUGGUGUAUUGGACUUUGAAGGACAGUUCGACAGUGAGGACGAGGACGAGCUGAGGAGGAGCAUCAAGGGGUAUCGACUCGGGGCGUGGAUGGACGGGCUUGUCGACGUGUUUUUGAGGUUGGAGGAUGAUUUCCCCGGCAGUCAGCUUGAGGCUACCAAGGCUGUGAGGGAGAAAGGGGAAGGUAAAGAUCAGAAUGACAGUCCUGCCGCUUCUGCUUCGUCUGGUGCACCAAAAGAUGCGGAUUUGCAAGCUGGACAGAGUGUCAGGUUUGACGACUCCGUGGAACCGCCGCCAGAAAGACCCAAGACUGUGUGGGAUGACGUUGCCUGGUUUGGGCGCAUGGUGGCUAGAACCGUGCGGUCGUAG
Messenger RNA from Cladophialophora carrionii CBS 160.54, 1275 nucleotides. RefSeq lists its product as uncharacterized. The transcript has a single exon. NCBI's taxonomy places the organism in Eukaryota, Fungi, Ascomycota, Eurotiomycetes, Chaetothyriales, Herpotrichiellaceae. The coding region runs from base 1 to 1275 and encodes 424 amino acids. The record is from RefSeq and is a predicted model, not a curated record.